Messenger RNA from Bombina bombina (fire-bellied toad), 3592 nucleotides. RefSeq names its product volume-regulated anion channel subunit LRRC8D-like. Gene Ontology annotation, molecular function: protein binding. The record is from RefSeq and is a predicted model, not a curated record. NCBI's taxonomy places the organism in Eukaryota, Metazoa, Chordata, Amphibia, Anura, Bombinatoridae.
UUGCCCGAAGAGGAAUGAUCACAGUUACUGAAGCCACAUCGCUGGCUGGCUCCCAGGCACAUUUCAAGGCUCUAAAACCAUGGUGGGAUGUCAUUAUGGAUUACUUCCUCAUCUUAAUGGUCAUGAUCUCGUUCUUCUCUGCCACACUUGUUAUACUCAUGGACAAAGUGGUUUGCAUGCCAGUUUCCAUGAAACCUAACAAAAGCACAUCAAAUGUCUUUGUAACAGCUAGUGAAACGUCUUUAUCACCUUCCCGAGACAUUGGUCACUUGACAAAUCUAGACUUUCAGCAAUACAUUUAUGUUAGUGCUGUAUGUUACCAUAAAGUAGUACCUUGGCAGUCAAAAUAUUUCCCUUACAUGGCCCUUAUCAACACAUUACUCCUCCUAGUUAGUAGUAAUUUCUGGUUCAAGUAUCCUAAGACAUCUUCAAAGGUAGAACAUUUUCUCUCCAUCUUGGCUAAGUGCUUUGAUUCACCCUGGACUACCAAAGCCCUUGAAGAGACCACUGAUCAGCCAUCUCCUGAACAUAUCCGCCUCAAAUCUAGUUCCACUCGUUCGAUGGAAUACUCCCCUCGAACCCCACUUCUGAAGGAAGCCCCAUUUUCUCCCAUACAGGUCCCAGUAUCUACAAUUCUGGACAGGAAGGAAGAGGAGCAAGCUAAAGCCUUAUUUGAAAAGAUACGUCAUUUCCGCUCCCAUGCUGAGGACUCUGAUAUAGUAUAUAGAGUAUAUCUGGGACAGACAAUCUUUAAAGUGGUUAAGGUUACAAUAGUGCUCAUAUAUGCCUUCAGUCUAGUAGGAUCAUUUCAUUUCCAACACAUCUGUAAACCUGGGAUACAGAAACUUAUGGGAUACACUGCCUUCCACUGCACUCACAAUUUGGCUUAUAUUCUGAAAAAACUGUUGCUCACUUAUAUUAUUUUUGUUUGUCUAUAUUCCCUCCUAGCAGUGUAUUCUUUGUUUUGGCUCCUUAGCCGUCAGCUCAAGAUUUACUCGUUUGAGGAAAAGCAUGAUAGAAAUUUCUUAGGAGAUAUUCCAGAUGUCAAAAAGGAUUUUGCAUUUCUCUUGCACAUGUUAGACUGCUAUGACUCUUUGUAUUCUAGAAGGUUCUCAGUAUUCUUGUCAGCUGUGAGUGAGGAGAGGUUGAGGGAAAUGGCUCUCAAUUCUGAAUGGUCAGUCGAGAAGCUGAGACAGCAGAUGAACAAGAAUGCCAAGGGACGAUGGGAGCUUCAGCUUUCAAUGCUUCCUGCCAUCCCAAAAGCAACUUAUGACUUGAUGGAAGUUGAAGUCCUCAAGCUGGACCUGAUAUCAUCUGCAAAACUAUCUGGAAUGGUAUCUAAACUCAGGUCUUUGUCUGAAAUUCACCUCUGUCACUGCUCAGCUAAAGUUGAUCCUGAUGCACACAGUUUCCUUCAGGAUCACCUGAAAAUUCUUCAUAUCAGGUUCACUGACCUAGAGGAGCUUCCUCGUUGGAUCUACUGUAUGAAGAGCCUUGAACAGCUACAUCUCUCUGGCAACCUCAAUUCCACCAACAACAAAACUAUCCGUUUACAUUCUUUUCAGGGCAUGACUGAACUUCACGCUCUUUUUCUGACAAGCAAUCUCUCCCACAUUCCAUCUGCUAUCAUAGAUGUAGGAGGGCAACUGUCUAAACUUAGUCUACAAAAUGGGGACACUGAGCUAGGGUCCCUGAGCCAAUUAAAAAAGAUGAGAAACCUUCUGGACCUACAGCUCCAGCACUGCAAGAUCACAAAAAUCCCUGAAAUAGUAUCCAGUCUAACUAAGCUAAGAAGCCUCAAUUUGGCAUUUAAUGAAUUAACAUCAGUGAAUCAACUGGGUUCCUUACAACGGCUUAAAAGCCUAUGCAUCUUGAGAUUGAGCAAUAAUUAUAUCACCCACCUCCCUCCCUCUAUUGAACUUCUAUGUAAUCUGGAGGAAUUAUAUUUGUCCCACAACAAGCUUGAAGCCCUACCUGUUUCUCUUUUUUCUCUGGUUAAACUUAAGCAAUUUGACAUAAGCUACAAUUCUAUUCGAAGUAUCCCUACAGAAAUUGGUCACUUGACUCGUUUAGAACAUAUAGCACUUACUGGAAACCAGAUAACUUCUUUGCCAAGGGAAAUGUUCAGAUGCACCAGACUAAAAUCUCUUCAUGCUGCCAAUAACAAGAUUUCUAGACUUCCUCAUGAGAUUGGACAGUUGACUCAUUUGUCUAGCUUGGAGCUUACAGACAAUAAACUAACAUUCUUGCCAGAGGAGAUUGUAUCCUGUAUUUUACUAAGGAAAGGAGGAUUGGAUGCUGAAAAAGAGCUUAUUAAUUCCUUGCCCUCUGAUAUAAAAAGCAAAUUUUCAUGAUGUUCAAGUGACAAGCCAGUAAUUUUGUCUUAGUUUCAUCUAAAAGAGAUUGUCUUUACAUGUAUUUUGUAAACCAAAUAUUUUUAUGCUUUCGGAGGAAUGUUACUGUGCUCCAAUAAGGCAAAGGGAAAUCUAAUCUACUUAUCAGCCAGUAUGCUGAGUUGCUAAUAUUUUUAAAAUGUUUAUAUAGUUCUUUUUAAUAUAUCCCUUCCCUACAAAGACUGCCACCAAUGCUGCAUGAUGUUUUUUCUAUACGAUACAGAGCAGUAGAAGUCCACUCAACCAUUUUAACUUAGAAAAAUCUAAAUAUGGCUCCCCUGUCUACUUUAUAAAAUUCCUUUGUUCAUCUGUCCUGUGGCUUAAAGGGAUAUGAAACUCAAACAUUUUCUUUUGUGAUUCAGACAGAGCAUACAAUUUUAAAAAAUGUUCCCAAUUUAAUUCUGUUAUCAAAUUUGCUUUGUUCCCAUGGUAUUCUUUGUUGAAGAGAUACCUUGGUAGGUGUCUGGAGCACUACAUGAAAUAGUGCUGACAUCUAGUGAUAUUUUUAAUGUAUAACAUUCUUGCAGGUGCUCCAGACAUGUGCACGCUCCUGAGAUUACAUCCCUGCUUUUCAAAAAAAGAGAACAAAGAACAUUUGAUAGUAGAGGUAAAUUACAAGGUUGUUUAAAAUUGCAUGUAAAUGUUCCGUCCACCAUUCCUUUCCAUUGUUUUGCUUUCUCUGAGCUUCAUUUUGCAGUCAGUGUACUUACAGUGUACUCUUAUUUCCCAUUAUUAUAGUACGUUUGAUAUCCUUUGGAUCUAGGGUUCCCAAGAAGCCCCAUGGUCUCCUAGGGACACAAAUGUAUCCUGCAGAAAGACACAAUUAAAGGAGCAAGUGGGAAAUUAAAUUUAAAGCAAAUUAUACUGGAGCUCUUAAAAGUGUUUUGUUACAAUGCAUUUUGUCAGCUGUUAUACUCUUAGUACAGCUACUGGUGAAAGGGAUCCCCAUUUUGUUAAUUAAAUGGGUAAGGCUUUAACUGCUGUGCCUUUUCCACAUCUGUGCUGAGCUGUUUUGGAGUUUUUAGAUGCUGCUCACAUUUAAGCUCCACUGUGAGAAACCUAGACAAUAUUUUUAUUGUAUUAUUCAGCACACCCAACAGAUUUAAACUGUAUCAUGAUUGUAUUAUAUAUCAUGACACAUGUGAACUCUACAAUAAAAUGUGUUAAAAAAAUAUUUUUAUUAAAAUGUUAAUAAACAA